AUGUUUCCAUCUACAAUUGCCACUUCCCUGCUCCUCGGCAGCCAACUCGCAGCGGCCGGCCUAAUCCAACGCGAAACCACUCAAUUGGUGAACAGCACCGCCUGUUCGAACGUCCACAUCCUGAUCGCUCGUGGAACCACCGAAACCUACCCCGGUUCGUUGGAGACGCUUGCCGAACUGAUCACUGCCAACAACGCGGACACCACAUACGAGAACCUCGUGUACCCAGCCACCUCCGAGACGACGACGGACAGCUACCACGUCGGCAAGAAGGCCGCACGCAAGCAGCUGACUAGUUUCGUGGAGCGAUGCGGGCACACCGAUUCCAAGCUGGUUGUGCUUGCUUACUCGCAGGGUGCGAUGAUUAUUGCUGAUACCCUUGCUGGUGGUGGCGGCGACUCGACUCUGGGCAACCUGACUGCUCCCAUUGACUAUGAUAUCGGAAAGCAUAUUGAUGCCCUCGUCCUAUACGGUGAUCCACGCCACGCUCCCAACCAGCCUUAUAACCAGGGCUACGAGACCUUUAACGUCACAGGUAAAUAUCCUCGCCCGGAAUUCCAGGUGCGCUACUUGACGGAGCAUUACGGAAAGGUGAUUCACGAUUUCUGUAACGUGAAUGACCCGGUGUGUGCCAGUGGUACUAACCUCACGGCUCAUUUGGUUUACCCUGAGAUCUGGGAUACAACUGCUGCUGGAUGGGUGCAGAGUGUCCUUGAUAAGCAGUGA
Penicillium verhagenii is the source of this 726-nucleotide messenger RNA. RefSeq lists its product as uncharacterized. The record is from RefSeq and is a predicted model, not a curated record. Bases 1 to 726 code for a protein of 241 amino acids. The transcript is spliced from 4 exons. Lineage: Eukaryota; Fungi; Ascomycota; Eurotiomycetes; Eurotiales; Aspergillaceae. Gene Ontology annotation, molecular function: hydrolase activity.